This is a messenger RNA of Spodoptera frugiperda (fall armyworm), 4483 nucleotides long. RefSeq lists its product as uncharacterized. The transcript is spliced from 21 exons. NCBI's taxonomy places the organism in Eukaryota, Metazoa, Arthropoda, Insecta, Lepidoptera, Noctuidae. Gene Ontology annotation, molecular function: single-stranded DNA endonuclease activity; nucleic acid binding; RNA endonuclease activity. The coding region runs from base 42 to 4088 and encodes 1348 amino acids. Gene Ontology annotation, cellular component: mitochondrial inner membrane; nucleus. Gene Ontology annotation, biological process: apoptotic DNA fragmentation. The record is from RefSeq and is a predicted model, not a curated record.
UAACUUCUGAUUCAGCAGUGCAGGGCGUGCCAUACUCUAAGAUGCGUACAGUGUUAGUGCUCGCAGCCUUCUUGGCAGCUGCGGCGGCGUUGCCGACUGAAAUACCGGAGCCUGGACAGCUGGCUCUGGUUCUCGGCGAAGAAGACUUUGAAGAUUAUCUGGAUGCCUGGCUGGAGCUUGAACAAUCCAAGUCCGCCAAUGCAUCUAACGCCAACGUUGAUGCUAGGAGCGGUUGCACCAUCAGAAUAAAUGGAGACCUAGGCCAGCCUCAGCCAGUGUACCUCCGUGGUGGAAACAGGUACAUGGCUGCUGAUGGCAACUCAGGACAGGUCCGACUCAACACUGGCGAACAAGUUGUCGUCGCUUGCACUGGCUCCGGAAGAACUAUAUUGCACCCGAACAUCGCCGCAACCGCAUCCGUUGCUACUGCAACUUGUGUGAACAACAACCUCGUCUCCGGUGCUGGUUGGUUGAAUGGAAAUGGAGCUUUCGGUCAGCUCACAUGCUCCGCCCACGCUUACCACGACGCUCAAGCCACCACCACUCGCUGUUGGAACAACAAUAUUGUUAUUCGUGUCGGUUUCAUCGUCAACAAUGUUUUCUACCCACUGUACUGGUCUUGCUUCGACCAAAACCGUCUGGAAGUUAUUUACGUUUGGUAUGAUCAGACUCCCGAAAAUGCAGUCCACCAAACCGGCGUAGACAGACCCAGUUGGUUAGCUGGAAGCUUCUUCCCUGGAGUGGCCGUCAACACCAUGUACACUCAAGUGAACCAGAAAGCUGUCGUCACCCAAUAUGUCGGUGCUGCUUUGGCUGACAAAUACAUCACCACCCACCAGUUCAUGGCUCGUGGUCAUCUUGCUGCCAAGAGUGACUACGUCUUCGCUACUGGUCAGCGCGCUACUUUCUACUUCAUCAACGCUGCUCCUCAGUGGCAGCCAUUCAAUGCUGGUAACUGGAACUGGCUGGAACAGAAUCUCCGCGCUCGUAUUGGUGCUGCAGGCUACAACACCGUCAUCUACACUGGUACCUUUGGAAUUACCCAACUGCGUGACCAAAACAACCGUCUCGUCGACAUCUAUUUGGUUCCAGAACGUAACCAGAUCCCAGUUCCUCUGUAUUACUACAAGGUUGUCUACGACGCCGGUCGUCGUCUCGGCACUGCGUUCGUGAGCAUCAACAACCCUUACUACACCGAGUCUGAAGUGCGUGCUCUGACCUUCUGCACGGACCGUUGCCGCAACAACAGCGCGUUCAGCUGGCUCAACUGGCAGCCUGACCGUAUUGACAUCGGAUACAGCUUCUGCUGCACCGUUGAUGACUUCAGGAGAACCGUUCCCCACCUACCCGCCUUCACUACCAAUGGACUCCUUGCUAAGAUGCGUACAGUGUUAGUGCUCGCAGCCUUCGUGGCCGCGGUGGUGGCGUUGCCGACUGAAAUACCGGAGCCUGGACAGCUGGCUCUGGUUCUCGGCGAAGAGGACUUUGAAGAUUAUCUGGAUGCCUGGCUGGAGCUUGAACAGUCCAAGUCCGCUAAUGCGUCUGUAGAAGCCGGGCCCCGUAGUGGCUGCACAUUCAGAGUCAAUGGAGAUCUGGGACAGCCUCAGCCAGUGUACCUCCGUGGCAACAGAUACUUGGCUGCCAGCGGCAACUCUGGUCAGAUCCGCCUCAAUACUGGUGAACAAGUCGUGAUCGCUUGUACUGGCUCCGGAAGAUCUAUUCGCCAUCCUAAUAUCGCAGCCACAAGAGAUGUUGCUACAGCGACAUGUGUGAGUAACAAUCUGGUAUCUGGUGCUGGAUGGUUGCAUGGAAACGGAGCUUUUGGUGGACUCACAUGCUCUGCCCACUCCCACCAUGAAGCCCAAGGAACUACCUCUCGAUGCUGGAAUAACAAUUUGGUUAUUCGUGUGGGUUUCAUCGUUAACAACGUUUUCUACCCGCUGUACUGGUCUUGCUUCAACCAAAACCGCAUGGAAGUUUUAUAUGUCUGGUACGACCAAACCCCUGAGAAUGCUGUCCAUCAAAGUGGCGUGGACCGACCUAGUUGGUUAGCCGGAAGCUUCUUCCCUGGUGUUGCUGUCAACACUAUGUACACACAAGCCAACCAGAAGACUGUUGUAACUGGUUAUGUCGGACCUACGUUAGCCGACAGAUACAUCACUAGCCACCAGUUCAUGGCUCGUGGACAUCUUGCCGCUAAGAGUGACUUCGUCUUCGCUACUGGUCAGCGCGCUACUUUCUACUUCAUCAACGCUGCUCCUCAGUGGCAGCCAUUCAAUGCUGGUAACUGGAACUGGCUGGAGCAGAACCUUCGUGCCCGCAUCGGUGCUGCUGGCUACAACACCGUCAUCUACACUGGAACUUUCGGUGUGACCCAGCUGCGUGACCAGAACAACCGCUUUGUCGAUAUCUACUUGGUGCCUGAGCGCAACCAGAUCCCAGUACCACUCUACUUCUACAAGGUGGUGUAUGACGCGGCCCGGCGCAUCGGCACAGCUUUCGUGAGCAUCAACAACCCGUACUACACGUUGGCGGAGUGCCGCGCUCGUCAGUUCUGCACGGACCGCUGCCGCGGCAACAGUGCCUUCAACUGGCUCAACUGGCAGCCUGACCGCAUUGACCUCGGCUACAGUUUCUGCUGCACCGUUGACGACUUCAGGAGAACUAUUCCUCAUCUGCCCGCCUUCGCCACCAAUGGACUCCUCUCUACAUGUGUAUUACUAUCAGUAGUGCAGUGUGAGGCAUCUUCUAAUAUGCGGACAGUGUUAGUGCUGGUAGCUGUCGUGGCUGCGGUGACGGCGUUGCCGACUGAAAUACCGGAGCCGGCACAGCUGGCUCUGGUUCUCGGCGAAGAGGAGUUUGAAGACUAUCUUGAUGCUUGGCUGGAGCUUGAACAGAACAAAGCUGCUAAUGCCUCUAACGCUGAAGCUGAUCCCAGAAGCGGUUGCACGUUCAGAAUCAAUGGCGACCUCGGUCAACCACAGCCGGUAUACGUCCGAAGCAACAGAUUAUUGGCUCCCAACGGCAACACUGGUCAGAUCCGCCUCAACACUGGUGAACAAGUUGUGAUCGCUUGUACUGGCUCCGGAAGAACUAUUCGACACCCAAAUAUUGCUGCUUCAAGAAAUGUUGCUACAGCAACUUGUGUCAGCAACAACCUCGUCUCUGGUGCUGGCUGGUUGAAUGGGAACGGUGCUUUCGGCCAGCUCACGUGUUCAGCACACUCUAAUGAAGAGGCUCAAAGGACUACCACUCGUUGUUUCAAUAAUAAUUUUGUUAUCCGCGUCGGUUUUAUCGUCAACAACGUGUUCCAUUCACUAUACUGGUCUUGUUUCGACCAGAACCGCCUAGAAGUAUUGUAUGUCUGGUAUGACCAGACUCGCGAGAAUGCUGUUCACCAAACUGGCGUUGACAGACCUAACUGGCAAGCUGGAAGCUUCUUCCCUGGUGUUGCUGUCAACACUAUGUACACUCAAAACAACCAGAAGACUGUUGUCACAAGAUAUGUUGGAGCAAAUUUAGCUAACCAGUACAUCACCAACCACCAGUUCAUGUCUCGGGGUCAUCUUGCUGCUAAGAGUGACUACGUCUUUGCUACUGGUCAGCGCGCUACUUUCUACUUCAUCAACGCUGCUCCUCAGUGGCAGCCAUUCAAUGCUGGAAACUGGAACUCGCUAGAACAGAACCUUCGUGCCCGCAUCGGUGCUGCUGGCUACAACACCGUCAUCUACACUGGAACUUUCGGUGUGACCCAGCUGCGUGACCAGAACAACCGCUUUGUCGAUAUCUACUUGGUGCCUGAGCGCAACCAGAUCCCAGUACCACUCUACUUCUACAAGGUGGCAUAUGAUGCGUCCCGGAGACUCGGUACUGCAUUCAUUAGCAUCAACAACCCGUACUACACGUUGGCGGAGUGCCGCGCUCGUCAGUUCUGCACGGACCGCUGCCGCGGCAACAGUGCUUUCAACUGGCUCCGCUGGCAGCCUGACCGCAUCGACAUCGGCUACAGCUUCUGCUGCACCGUCGACGAUUUCAGGAGAACUAUUCCUCAUCUACCUUCCUUCUCAACCAAUGGACUCCUAACAUAAAUCGCAUAUAUUUUACCCAAAACAUGCAAUGAAAUAAAAAAUCAAUGAAAUGAUUAUGAUCAGUGUGUCAUAAUUGUGUUGUGUGUUUUGUUAAAUUAAUCUACGUUUCAACAUUUUUAUCAAGAUACAGAUAAGUGUAAUUAACAUUGGUAAUUGACAGCAAUUAAGUAGAAUUGUGUAAGUCCUUAAAGACAAAUUUUAAAUGUAAAUAAGGAUAAUAGGUACCUAUACAAAAUUAUCAAAUCAAUACAUAAGUUAUGUUUCGUAUGUAGCUAUACUGAUCAUAUGAUAAGCGAUUCUGUUACUUUCCAGGAAAACCACGACUACUCAACUAACUUAAAGCAAUAAAAUAACCAUUGUAGUUCUCUCAGAGAAAGACGGUGGAAUCACCUCUA